Molecule: messenger RNA, 1275 nt
Organism: Cantharellus anzutake
Lineage: Eukaryota; Fungi; Basidiomycota; Agaricomycetes; Cantharellales; Hydnaceae
Product: pheromone A receptor-domain-containing protein
Exons: 5
Coding region: 1-1275 (424 amino acids)
Biological process (GO): G protein-coupled receptor signaling pathway
Cellular component (GO): membrane
Molecular function (GO): mating-type a-factor pheromone receptor activity
Source: RefSeq, a predicted model, not a curated record
AUGGCUCGCUACGAUCUUACGGCCAUGUCAUUCCUCGCUGCUGUUGUGGUCAUUAUACCUCUUCCAUGGCAUUGGCGGGCUAAGAACAUUGCGACAUUAACAACGAUGGCUUGGUUGUUCAUACUCAACCUUUUCCGUGGGAUAAAUACUAUCCUUUGGGCGGACACUGUGGUCGUGAAAGUACCUGUCUUUUGCGACAUUGGGGUUUUCUUCUGGACUGCAUCUUACUGGGGACUGCCAGCGAGUGCUGUUUGCAUCACUCGCCAUCUUGCGGGUGUAACUUCCCCGAACUUUACGCCAAGUGGUCGUGACGAGAAGCGAAGACGUUUCUGGUUUGAGAUGACUAUGUGUGUGUUUAUGCCGUUCGUUUACGCUGGUCUUCAUUUCAUAAAUCAGGGACACCGGUUCGAUAUUAUGGAGGAAAUUGGCUGUCAAGUCACUACAUACUUUAGCUGGGGAGCGGUCUGGCUCGUCUACUUUCCUUCGAUCCUUCUUUCUGUCAUCGCCGCGAUUUAUGCCAGUAUUGCAAUGUACUGGUUGAUGCAACGUCGUGCGCAGUUCCGUGAGCUGCUCGCUGCUUCUCAAUCUGGACUCACCACUAGCCGAUACCUCCGACUCAUGGGUCUCGGUUUGACGGAAGUCAUUGGGGGUUUAGGAUUAAACAUAUAUGUCCUGUGUACUGAGAUCAGGCUUGUCGGCAUACAGCCUUGGGUUAGCUGGGAGUACGUCCACUGGCACUUUCUGGCAAUCCAUCAGUUUCCCAAAGCUAUCAUUGUUCCUGAGCUGCAAGUCAGCAAUAAGGGGACGUCUACGAUCGCCCCCGUUGCAGCCUACUGUUUCUUCUUGUUCUUUGCGUUCGGGGAAGAGGCAGUUUCGGAAUACAAGAAAAACUGGGUUUGGAUCAAAGUUCACAUUUUCCGGAAGGAUCCUUCGACCAUGGUUGGGAGCGCUCUUCCAAGUUUUAUUGCGUACGUGCUUUUGCCGCGAAUAGCCACCGAGAAUUAUGCGAUUGAACAUUCCUUCACAGAAAAUCGGAGGGAACCAUCGGCUCUGUUGGCAAGUAUGAGAUGUCUACUCGAACGACGGAGACUCGUAGUACGGAAUGGAAGUCCAAGUCUGCGCGUGGCCUGGAAGAUGACGAUGACGAUAGUCUAUUUGCACCUCACGUUGACAUCGAAGCUCCAAAACCAGCCGAACUUCCCCGUGCCUCAUUAUCUGACGCAUCCCCCACCCCUCGACUUCCUAUCCCUGCUCCAUCACGCCCGCCGCACUUAG